This is a messenger RNA of Caenorhabditis sp. 36 PRJEB53466, 503 nucleotides long. Lineage: Eukaryota; Metazoa; Nematoda; Chromadorea; Rhabditida; Rhabditidae. The record is from the annotation of a GenBank genome assembly.
AUGCCGACAGUAACGAUGGAACGAGUGGAAAUGUUCUCGGCGGCGCAUCGGCUGAGCGCUCCGGAGCUGAGCACGAAGCAAAACGCGGCCACUUUUGGAAAGUGUAACAAUGCGAAUGGUCACGGACACAAUUACGUGUGGAAGGCAAAAAAAAACCAGCUGAAACUCCCGGUAAAUGCUAAAAUUGCAGGUGAAGCUGCGUGGAGAAGUGGAUCCAGUCACUGGGAUGGUCUACGACUUGGCAAAGUUGAAGCAGGAGAUGGGCGUGGUUCUCGAUACAGUAGAUCAUCGCAAUUUGGACAAAGACGUCGACUUUUUCAAAGUUUGAGAUUAUUGUACUGAGCACACUUCAAAUUUAUUUAUAGACAACCGUGAGCACUUCUGAAAAUGUGGCGAUCUACAUGUUCGAAAAGCUAAAAUCCGUCAUGUCGAACCCGUCAGUUUUGUACAAAUGCACGAUCGAAGAGACGCCGAAGAACGUGUUCACUUAUAAAGGCCAUUAG